AUGCCCAGCGCUUGGCAUUAUCACCCUGCUGAAGACUUCAGGGACGAUACAUUUUUCUCUUCCCCAGAUUAUUGUUUUCAUAAAGUUCGUGGGCGUGUCGUACUUGCAACUUCGUGUCUUUCGUUGACACUCAACCAACAGAGCUCGGAAGUUCCAAAUCUAAUCGAGGAUGACAUACGAAGCAGCCUUCUUGAGAUCGAAUGUGUGCCUCCGGGAUGGCCAUACUCUGUUCUCCCUGACGAAUUGGAUGUUGAAGUGUCCACCAUCAGUAGUAGGCUAGAAGAAGUGACCAUGACUACCGGGGCUCUACCCAGCGAGGACAUUAAGGUUGUUGAACAGGAAGUCAAGGUAUUGGGAAAUUUGAUGAAUUAUGCCCGGUCCAAGGAGGGGCAAGCGGAUGCCGCAUUGUUGGGAGUUUGGGCUCCUGGAUAUAUCCACAACUUGACAACAGUGAUUUGGAAGAUGCAACAGCAGAUAAUAGAGGCUAGUAACCAGGAGGAUAAUGAAAAACUGUUGAAAGAGGCACUCAAGGAGUAUCAGAGUAAUGACACUCUUGACCACAAGAUCAAAAAUCUGGAAGAAGCCUGGGGACACUUGCUUGAACAUAUCACCCAUCUGUCACAGUGUCUUUUGGAUACACUAACUGAUCACAUUGGGUUGCUCCAGUCCUUGAUACUUGAUUUUGAAGAGCUCAUGGAGAAAGAGUCUCCUCCUUUGCAUAUGGACCGUGAAUCCAUCAGUAAUGACAUACAACCCCUGAAAGAAGUCACCAUUUCACGAGAAGUUGAAGAGAUCUUCAGGCAAGCAUUAUUGAGAGCAGGGCUUGGUAACUGGACUCGGAUGACCUUGAAGAAAAUUUUGACGGGUGCUCAGUCACUCAGUGCUAUACAAGGAGGGAGUGACUCUGAAAGUUCCACACAGCCAUCCACUCCAGUAGGGGAUGAAUCAGGCUGUAUGAGGGUGACAUGA
Molecule: messenger RNA, 969 nt
Organism: Tremella mesenterica DSM 1558
Lineage: Eukaryota; Fungi; Basidiomycota; Tremellomycetes; Tremellales; Tremellaceae
Exons: 1
Coding region: 1-969 (322 amino acids)
Source: RefSeq, a predicted model, not a curated record